Messenger RNA from Symbiodinium sp. CCMP2456, 756 nucleotides. The record is from the annotation of a GenBank genome assembly. NCBI's taxonomy places the organism in Eukaryota, Dinophyceae, Suessiales, Symbiodiniaceae.
AUGGGCCAUGGCGGCCAUGGCCCUGAUGGGCCCUCGGCCAGGUUAAUUCGAGUGCGAGUGCAUGCGAGUGCGGGCCAAACAGGCCACCGAUUUGGCCACUUUGUACAGAGAGAGCAGGGGCGUUUUCAAAGCGCCGCCGCUCUGCCCUGCGAGAUCCUUCGGGGGCGAAGUGUACAUAUCCCGGCCGCUGGAAAAAGCCGCGCCCGACCGGCCGACGCGACCUGCCCCAUGGGCCCCCCGUCGGCGCCCAACCGAUCUGAGGAGCAGGCGGAGGCCGAAGAGGAAGACGGCAGCGAGGAGGCCAGGCGUGACGGCGAGGAGAACCAGGACCCCUCUGCAGAUGUCACCAAGAAAGCCGUGAGGGACUUCGAAUACCUGGUGGGCAUGCCGAUCUCCACUCUAACGGCUGAGAAGGUGGCCAAGCUUAUGCAGGAGCACGAGGUCAAGGCCAGGGAGCUAAAAGAGCUGCAGAAGAAGAAGCCUUCAGAUCUUUGGCUGGAGGAUCUGCAAGCUUUGGAAGUCGCGCUGGAUGAGCGCGAUGCCGCUGCCUGUGAUGCAGAGGAGAAGGAGAAGGCGAAGAUGGAGAAAGCCAAGGCCAAGAAUGCAAAGGUCUCCAAAGGCGCGGGACUUUGCGCGUGCGGAUGCCCUAGUUGUGCUGAUGUGCCGCCGUGCCGCUUGACGAGGAAAGCAAGGCCUGAAACGCAGUGCUUCUGGACCUCCAGACCGAGCAAAGUCCCCAGAGCAGCGGAGCACUAG